Messenger RNA from Phoenix dactylifera (date palm), 2130 nucleotides. RefSeq lists its product as uncharacterized. The record is from RefSeq and is a predicted model, not a curated record. Lineage: Eukaryota; Viridiplantae; Streptophyta; Magnoliopsida; Arecales; Arecaceae.
AACCAAGGACGGCCUUUACCGUUCUCCUCUCCCUCCUCGAUCUCCGCCGACGCCGGAAGCGCACCUGGGCCCUCGCCGGAACCCUAGCUCCGCCGCCGCCGUCCGCCAUGAAGAAGCGAGCUUCCUGCGGGAUCGUCGCCCUCCUCAUGGCCCUCGUCCUCUUCGGAGUCAUGACCAUGAAAAUCCAGAACGAGAACCUCAAGAUGGACAUGCGGCAUCAGUCGUUCGAGUCCCCCAAGAGGCGGUUGAGGAACAGGAUUGACGGCCUGCCUCGUGGCGUAGUGCAGUCGACCUCCGACAUGGAAUUGAAGCGCCUCUGGGCGAGCUCAAGCCAGAAGUAUUUGCAGGAUAUUAGUGGGAACUACACUGCUCUCUUGGCAAUGGCUGUUGGCAUUUCACAAAAGCAGAAUGUGGAUAUUUUAGUGCGUAAGUUUCUUAUAGAUAACUGUUCCAUUAUACUUUUCCAUUAUGAUGGUAAUGUGGAUGGAUGGCGUGAUCUAGAGUGGAGUGACAAAGCAAUACACAUACUUGCUCAUAACCAAACAAAAUGGUGGUUUGCCAAGCGCUUUUUACAUCCAGAUGUCGUGUCUACCUAUGAUUAUAUCUUUUUGUGGGAUGAAGAUUUGGGUGUAGAGAAUUUUCAUCUUGGAAGAUAUUUACAGAUCAUGGCUUCAGAAGGGUUGGAAAUCUCACAGCCUGCUUUGGAUCCUGAUCAAUCUUCCGACAUACACCACCGUAUUACAGUCCGAGAUAGAAAGGCAAAGGUGCACAGGCGAGUAUAUGAUUUUCGUGGAAGUUUGAAUUGCUCCGAUGAAAGCAGAGGACCUCCUUGCACAGGAUGGGUUGAAGGGAUGGCACCUGUUUUCUCUCGAGCUGCAUGGAGAUGUGUAUGGCAUCUCAUCCAGAAUGACCUGAUUCAUGGAUGGGGGCUGGAUAUGAAGCUUGGAUAUUGCGCUCAGGGUGAUCGGACAAAAAAGGUCGGGGUGAUUGACACCGAAUACAUCAUUCACCAAGGGAUACCUUCCUUGGGAGGAGCAUCUAUUAAUAAGGCACCAAGCAAAUCCCUGGAUUUAAGAACUCAUAUCAGAAGACAGUCAACAGCUGAGCUGGAAAAAUUUAAUAAACGCUGGAAUCAAGCUGUCAGGGAGGACAAGGAAUGGUCUAAACAUUUUGAAGGCUAUGCCCGGAAAAAAGGAUGAAAUGAAGAACCUUUGUCACCUUAAAAUAUUCAUAUGUCAAAGGGAAAGCAUUCUUAUCAUUCUUUUGUCCCAUUAACAGCCUACUUACGGUGUACUAAUGGCUGAUGUUCACCAAAGAUAUCGCACUGUAUGUUCCUGUGAGCUCAGAUGUACAUUGCACAUCGGAUUGCUGAUGUUAUCAAGGGUUAAUAUGAAUGCCAAAGAUGAAGAAAGCAAGAAUAAGUACGACACAAUUCCUUAGUACUUGUUCUCUCCCACCAAAGCAUCAAUUUUGUCCAGUUGUAUGGUAAUCAUGUUGAUGUUCUGAUACUGAGAUUUUGACGGGCAUUUUGAGGAAAAAGGCAAACAAGUCAUUAGAUUUUCUCCAUCCUGUUACUGGAUUAACCACAUCGUUUCAUAUUCUUAAAUAUGUUACAUCCACUCAGGAAAUUAUUUAGGUCUUUUACAUUGUUUGAAUCUAUGCCUUAACUAUGAAAAAUCCACGUUAUUUGACUUGAGUGACAUGAUGAAGUUCCGGCAACGUCCAACCUGCAUCCUUGAGUCAAAUGAUGUCAUAAGCGUUAGCCUAUGAAGCUCAUUGAACAGCUUCUGUACGGAGAGGAGAUCUGGUUGGGGAAGCAGGCUAAUCUUUACUGCUUGUUUUGGAGAGCAACGUCCAUAUAGCAGGUUUCAGUUCUGUUGUUUGACCUCGUGCACUGCUAAUCUACUUGCGCCUGUGAUUUGGUUACAAUUAAAACCAACAUUGUUGUUUGAAUGAUGCUUCUCCGGCGUGAUGGAUGUAUGAUCCAUCGAGUCAUCAUGAAUCAUAGGAGUGCGGGUGAGAGAAGACCAGGCUUUGUGCUUUCAUUCAAAAGACAUGACUGGUUAUGUUCAUGGCUGUUAUGAUUUAUCAUUGAGGAUCAGUCUAAUGAAUGUUUUAAAGAUGCAAAAA